AAAUCUUUGACAAUAUCCUGUGUGUGAACGGUCUCUUAUAUAUAUAUAUAGACCGACUAUGUUGUUAUGCCUGAGAAUUUGUAAUUAAGAACGAGUUUUUGGUGUUUUAAUAGGAUGAAAAUAAACGAGAAAAAUUUGUGUGUUUUUGCCACUUCUCCUCCCUUUGAUUGCGAAGGAUUUUUGAAUAAGCGGGGUGAAAUAAAUAAGGCUUUCCAAAGGCGAUAUUUUGUUCUGAAGGGAAAUUUAUUAUUUUAUUUUGAGAAAAAAGGAGAUAAAGAACCAUUAGGACUCAUAAUUGUGGAAGGUUGUACAAUAGAAUUAUCCGAAGAAAGCGAUCAGUACUGCUUCGAAAUAGCUUUCAAUGGCAACCGAACUUAUAUCUUAAGUGCAGAUUCGCAGGAAAUUAUGGAAAAUUGGAUGAAAGCGUUGACGUGUGCAGGUUAUGAAUACAAAAAAUUGGUUGUGGCGGAACUGCAGCGACAAUUAGAGGAAAUUGAAUUUUCUCGUAAUAAAAUUAUUACCGAGGCCACUUCCGCAACAAAUGUACCAAGACCACCACCACGAAGGUACAACCCAUUCAAUCGACCAGCACCUCCCCUGCCAGGCUUUAGCAGUAAUAAUAAUGUCUCCUCAGAACCAUUCAUUAAUGGACAUUUGGUUUCCGCAAAACAGUGUGCCCAGACUUCAUCAGAAGCCGAAAUAUUUUCAGGUAUUUGAAUUUGAACUCCUGUUUGUUCGCUAAAAACAAUACCUACAAUAAUAAGUACCUGCAUUGCGGC
Bactrocera tryoni is the source of this 779-nucleotide messenger RNA. RefSeq names its product sesquipedalian-1 (gene IPIP). Bases 115 to 717 code for a protein of 200 amino acids. Gene Ontology annotation, biological process: endosome organization; receptor recycling; retrograde transport, endosome to Golgi. Gene Ontology annotation, cellular component: early endosome; recycling endosome; trans-Golgi network. The record is from RefSeq and is a predicted model, not a curated record. The transcript has 4 exons. Lineage: Eukaryota; Metazoa; Arthropoda; Insecta; Diptera; Tephritidae.